AUGGAAGGCCAGGGAUUUCCAGUAGCAGGACCUUCACGCCAAGAAAAAAACGCCUGGACAAGAGAAAGCGUUGACAUCCUCAAGAGAGCCGGGGUUGAUUUCGGGAAACAGAAGAAGGAGGGUAUCGACAUACGACGCUUUGCCAACCUCUUUGUUCAAUCUCCACUGUUUCGAUCUCUCCGCAUAACGUGGAUUACUUUCCAUGGGGGAUACGAUGUGCUGUACCUCCUGAAGAUGGUGGGCCCUGGACUCCAGUACGACAAGCGCGUAUUCAACGAGGUGGUGUCCCACUACUUCCCCAUCAUCUUGGAUGUAAAGUACCUGAGCGCAUGGGUAUGGGGGCCUGAAGCGACGAGGAAAGGACUGCAGAGGAUCGCCGACAUACUUCAGGUGCCUAGGAUAGGGAAGCAACACCAGGCAGGGAGUGACUCGCACCUGACUGGUCAGGUGUUCUUCGUUAUCCUGUACACGCUCCUGUAUGGAAUUGUAGACAUAGGACUACUGGGGAAGGUGUACCCAGUGUGGACGGCGAGAUAG
Homalodisca vitripennis (glassy-winged sharpshooter) is the source of this 537-nucleotide messenger RNA. RefSeq names its product poly(A) ribonuclease pop2-like. NCBI's taxonomy places the organism in Eukaryota, Metazoa, Arthropoda, Insecta, Hemiptera, Cicadellidae. Gene Ontology annotation, molecular function: nucleic acid binding; poly(A)-specific ribonuclease activity. The transcript has 5 exons. Gene Ontology annotation, cellular component: CCR4-NOT core complex; CCR4-NOT complex; P-body. Bases 1 to 537 code for a protein of 178 amino acids. The record is from RefSeq and is a predicted model, not a curated record.